Molecule: messenger RNA, 480 nt
Organism: Salvia miltiorrhiza (redroot sage)
Lineage: Eukaryota; Viridiplantae; Streptophyta; Magnoliopsida; Lamiales; Lamiaceae
Exons: 1
Coding region: 1-480 (159 amino acids)
Source: RefSeq, a predicted model, not a curated record
AUGACAGCGUGGAGAAUGUUGAAAAAUCGACUUCCGACAUGUGAUAACUUGAGGAAAAUGAAGAUUCUGCUGAACGAUGAAGAAUCCAAAUGCUUUGAAUGCGGGAUGCAGGAAGAAUCGAUCAAUCAUCUCUUCCUCAUCUGCCCGAAGACGGAUGAGGUGUGGAACGAAGUGCAGAAGUGGUUGGGAGUUGCAACAGUACGCCCAAAUCAUUUUGAAAAACAUCUAGGUACGUUCACUUCUUUUGGAAAAGAAAAGAAGAUUAGAAACCUCCUCUUGGCUAUUUGGGUGGGGUGUAUUUGGAUUCUGUGGAAAAAAAGAAACGAGAGACGUUUUAGUGGUAAAGAGUGGAAUUGCAAAAAUUUUGUUUUGGAGAUCAAGAUUAGACUUUGGUCUUGGAAUAGGAUAUUUGAGAUUGUUGAUGAUGGGAUGGACUUGGAAGUGUGGUGUUCCAAUGACCUGAUUUGUAAACUCCUUUAA